GCUAUAGAGGCCACACGUCGCGUCCGUAGCAGCGUGCGUGUGGCAGCGCGCGGUCCAGUGCAGAGGAGCGCAGCUCUCGCUCCAGUCAUGGAUGUUCCAGUAGCGGACACUGCCACGCUCGCCAGUUAGUUAGUGCUGGUCCUGCCGUGCUUAGUGAGUGAGGUGAGCGCUGGCAUGGCGUACCCACCGCUCGAACCCGAACAAGCAGUCGCUUGAGAUGGUGCGAAGAAAACACUUUUUGCGGCAGCUGCUCGCCGCAGCUCUACUUCUCAUCGUCGUACCAGGGUCUCUACAAGGACCUCACGAGAAGCGGUUGCUCACCAUCUUGUUGGAAAGUUAUAAUGUUUUAGAGAGACCAGUCGCCAACGAGUCAGAACCUUUAGAAGUUAAGUUCGGCCUAACUUUGCAGCAAAUCAUUGAUGUGGAUGAGAAGAAUCAGAUCCUUACGACAAACGCAUGGCUCAACUUGGAAUGGACGGAUUACAACCUUCGCUGGAACGAAACCGAAUAUGGCGGCGUGAAGGAUUUAAGGAUAACACCUAAUAAACUAUGGAAACCUGAUGUCCUUAUGUAUAACAGUGCUGAUGAGGGUUUCGAUGGGACUUUCCAAACAAAUGUUGUGGUCAAACAUAACGGCAGCUGCUUGUACAUCCCUCCGGGUAUCUUCAAGAGCACAUGCAAGAUAGACAUUACGUGGUUCCCCUUUGAUGACCAGCACUGUGACAUGAAGUUUGGUAGCUGGACCCAUGACGGCAACCAGCUUGACCUCAUAUUGAAUUCGGAUACGGGAGGGGACCUGUCAGACUUUAUCACCAAUGGAGAAUGGUAUUUGAUUGGAAUGCCUGGAAAGAAGAACACCAUCGUGUACGCGUGCUGUCCAGAGCCGUACGUGGACGUCACGUUCACCAUCCAGAUCAGGCGAAGAACCCUCUACUAUUUCUUCAACCUGAUCGUGCCCUGCGUGCUCAUCUCGUCGAUGGCUCUUCUGGGAUUCACUCUCCCACCCGACUCGGGAGAGAAACUCACCCUAGGUGUGACCAUUCUUCUUUCAUUGACAGUAUUUCUCAACCUAGUAGCUGAAAAGAUACCGACCACGUCAGACGCAGUUCCGUUGAUAGGAGUGACCAUCUUGCUAUCGCUGACUGUGUUCCUGAACCUCGUGGCUGAAACCUUGCCCCAAGUAUCUGACGCCAUUCCCUUGUUAGGUACCUACUUCAACUGCAUCAUGUUCAUGGUUGCCUCCUCUGUGGUUUUGACCGUGGUAGUUCUCAAUUACCACCACCGUACAGCUGAUAUUCAUGAAAUGCCGCAGUGGAUUAAAACAGUCUUCCUCCAAUGGUUGCCCUGGAUGCUGGGCAUGAGCAGGCCCGGAAAGAAGAUAACCCGCAAAACGAUCAUGAUGAACAGUCGAAUGAAAGAGCUGGAAUUGAAGGAGCGCUCCUCGAAAAGCCUGCUGGCCAACGUGCUGGACAUCGACGACGACAUACGGAAUGUGUCCGGCGUGGCGGGCAACAGCUCGACGAUGACCACCAGCCUGGGACCCGGUUUCGGCCGCAACGCCACAACGAUCGAGGACGCUGCCAUACCGGGCACCAGCACCGGCCAGAGGGACCUGCAGCUCAUCCUCAAGGAGCUGCAGUUCAUCACGAACCGCAUGAAGAAGGCGGACGAGGAGGCGGAGGUGAUCAGCGACUGGAAGUUUGCCGCCAUGGUGGUGGAUCGGUUCUGCCUCAUUAUCUUCACCCUGUUCACCAUCAUCGCCACUGUGGCAGUGCUCCUGUCCGCACCUCACAUCAUCGUUCAGUAAAAACGUGCGGAGAAACGGACUUGAACGCGACAGACUCUGAUCUAGGAAUGGCAACGUCGAAACGUACCUCAAACGUCUUAUUUCACAAAUUUCACCGUCUCCGGAUAUAAUGCUACCUACAUCAAUAACACCCACCCAGCCAAACAAGAAAACAGUAUCAAACAAUGUUGGAUUUUUAAUUUUAUCCGUAUCUAUGAAACAAUACCUAUGCUGAACCCCAAGUAGCAUUUUUAGACACAAAAUCGAAACAAAAUCUCUGCUAACAAACAUUACGAAACACAUUUUUUACAUAAGCUAUAACAAUAAAGAUCUUAGUAUCACAAAUUUUUCGAAACUUUCAAGAAACAGACCUGGCUCACAUUUACAGAUUUCGUACCCGUUUUGUGCCCGAAAAGUUUCCAUAAUUUAUUUGAUAUUCUGCCAAAUAUGAGAACAUAACAUUAUUGUUUUGAUUUUGUUCUGCAGUUUCUGCAUUUAAGCAUUCUUCAAGUUUUUAUAGUACUGUAAUUAACAAAGCAGAAGGACAUAUAUGGUGAGUACAAAUACAGAUAUAUUUUUCUUAUGUAGAUGAUUCGUGUCCGACUCCAUGUCAAUUUUAUAAAAUAAUGAAUUAAAAUCCCGCCAUGUUGGCUAGUGAUAGCGUUUUUAUCUAAAAAUAUAUGUUUUUAUCGGCUGUUGAACUUCUAAACUUAUAAGAACGUGUUCUACUUACAUUGUUUAUAUAUAAUGUGUUCUUUUUUUAUAAAUUGGA
This is a messenger RNA of Sitophilus oryzae (rice weevil), 2558 nucleotides long. RefSeq names its product neuronal acetylcholine receptor subunit alpha-7-like (gene nAChRalpha6). NCBI's taxonomy places the organism in Eukaryota, Metazoa, Arthropoda, Insecta, Coleoptera, Curculionidae. Gene Ontology annotation, cellular component: postsynaptic membrane; synapse; neuron projection. The transcript has 11 exons. The record is from RefSeq and is a predicted model, not a curated record. Bases 218 to 1807 code for a protein of 529 amino acids. Gene Ontology annotation, molecular function: transmembrane signaling receptor activity; acetylcholine-gated monoatomic cation-selective channel activity. Gene Ontology annotation, biological process: chemical synaptic transmission; nervous system process; monoatomic ion transmembrane transport.